Molecule: messenger RNA, 1176 nt
Organism: Mobula hypostoma (lesser devil ray)
Lineage: Eukaryota; Metazoa; Chordata; Chondrichthyes; Myliobatiformes; Myliobatidae
Product: mucin-2-like
Exons: 11
Coding region: 106-1176 (356 amino acids)
Source: RefSeq, a predicted model, not a curated record
UGAACCUGCUGACAGGCUAGAGUGAAACAGCUUUGCAUUGUUUUCUAAUACUUUGAUUGAAAGGGCGUUUGAACAGACUUGAAGAAUACUGGAGUAAGAUCCAAAAUGUGGCUCUUUUAUCUCCUGUUAUUUGCCAUGGUGCAGCGAUCAAUAAAUGAGGUUUGUCAAGGAGGAUCGCACAAUUCUACAACCACAGUAAAAAGCACGUCCACAGUACGAAGUACAAUGACGAGCCCUUCUACAAAUGUGUCGACAUCACCUGUGGCAGCUUCGACCACUUCCAUAACCACAGUAGAAAGCACAUCCACAGAGCCAAGUACGACGAGCACUUCUACAACGGUGUCAACAUCAGCUGGGGCAGAUUGGACCACUUCCAUAACCACAGCUGAAAGCAUGUCCACAGAGCCAAGUACAAUGACAAUCCCUUCUACAACUGUGUCGACAUCACCUGUGACAGAUUGGACCACUUCCAUAACCACAGCUGAAAGCAUGUCCACAGAGCCAAGUACAAUGACAAUCCCUUCUACAACUGUGUCAACAUCACUUGUGGCAGAUUGGACCACUUCCAUAACCACAGCUGAAAGCAUGUCCACAGAGCCAAGUACAAUGACAAUCCCUUCUACAACUGUGUCGACAUCAUCUGUGGCAGCUUCGGCUGCUUCUGAAACGGCAAUAAAAAGCACAUCCACAGAGCCAAGUACAACUGAGUUGACCUCAACUGUGGCAGAUUCAACCACUUUUGAAACCACAUUAGAAAGCACAUCCAUACAGCAAAGUACAACCUUGAGCCCUGCUACAACUGAGUUGACUUCAACUGUGGCAGAUUCAACCACUUUUGAAACCACAUUAGAAAGCACGUCCAUAGAGCAAAGUACAACCUUAAGCCCUUCUACAUCUGAGUUGACUUCAACUGUGCCAGAUUCAACCACUUUUGAAACCAUAGAGCAAAGCAUAUCCACAGAGGAAAGUACAACAUUCAGCCCAUAUCCAUCUGAGUUUACAUCAACCAUAGCAGAUUCAACCACUUUUGAAACCACAGAGCAAAGUAUAUCGACAGAGGAAAGUACAAUGUUCAGCCCAUCUCCAUCUCGGUAUACAUCAGCCGUAGCAGGUAUCAUCAUUUUCAAAUAUUCCCCAAAAGUGGCUAGGAAUAUCUCCUGCUAUCAAAACAAAUGA